CGACGCGCAACUUGCGUUUGCCGAAUGAAGGGUCCUUGCGGUGCAUGGCUUACAGACGGAGUGGAAAGUAAAUGGUUUAUUGGAAUAGAGUAACAACAUACGCGCACCUUCUUACAGAGUUGUUUUCAAAGAAGUGAUAGUAUCAAAAUCAGAUUUUUUCCAUCAUGGAGGCGGACCUGUACGACGAAUUCGGAAAUUACAUUGGGCCAGAGCUAGAUUCAGACGAAGAUGAUGAUGUGGAAGCCGAGGAUCGCGAUGCCGAUGAGGCAGAUGAGGAUGACGACGAUGAGCAGGGAGAUGCUGACGAGGAUGUUCCAGGGAUGGAGGUGGUGCUGCAUGAGGACAAGAAGUACUACUCCACAGCAGAAGAAGUGUAUGGGCCAGAGGUGGAGACUAUUGUCCAGGAAGAGGACACACAACCCCUCACAGAGCCCAUCAUCAAACCUGUCAAAACCAAACAGUUCACCCUGAUGGAGCAGGAGCUGCCGGUUACAGUCUAUGAAAUGGAAUUCCUGGCAGACCUGAUGGACAGUCCCGAACUGAUCCGCAACGUCACGCUGUGCGGCCACUUGCACCACGGCAAGACUUGUUUCGUGGAUUGCCUGAUCGAACAGACCCACCCGGAGAUCCGUAAGCGAGACGACUUGGAUCUGCGUUAUACGGACAUUCUCUUCACUGAGCAGGAGCGAGGGGUGGGAAUCAAAAGCACACCUGUUACCAUGGUAUUGCCGGACUCCAGGGGUAAAUCCUACCUCUUCAACAUCAUGGACACCCCAGGACACGUCAACUUCUCGGACGAGGUCACCUCCGGGAUCCGGAUCUCCGACGGCGUCGUUCUCUUCAUCGACGCGGCAGAAGGCGUGAUGCUGAACACGGAGCGGCUGAUCAAGCACGCCGUGCAGGAGCGGCUGGCCAUCACCGUCUGCAUCAACAAGGUGGAUCGGCUGAUCCUGGAGCUGAAGCUGCCGCCCACUGACGCCUACUACAAGCUGCGCCACAUCGUGGACGAGGUCAACGGCAUGCUCAGUACAUACUCGACGGACGAGAGCGUGGUGGUGUCCCCACUCCUGGGAAACGUCUGCUUCGCCAGCUCACAGUACAGCAUCUGCUUCACCCUGGGCUCUUUCGCCAAGAUCUACUCCGACACCCACGGGGACAUUAACUACAACGAGUUCGCCAAACGUCUGUGGGGUGACAUUUACUUCAACCCUAAAACGCGCAAGUUCACAAAAAAGGCUCCCAGCAGCAACUCGCAGCGAAGCUUCGUAGAGUUCGUCCUAGAGCCCCUCUACAAAAUCCUGUCCCAGGUGGUGGGGGACGUGGACACCUCGCUGCCGCGGGUGCUGGACGAGCUGGGCAUCCACCUGACGAAGGAUGAGCUCAAGCUGAACAUCCGGCCGUUGCUGCGGCUCGUCUCCAACCGCUUUUUCGGCGAGUUCACGGGCUUUGUGGAUAUGUGUGUACAGCACAUCCCUUCUCCUCAGACGGGGGCCCGGAGCAAAAUUGAGCACAGCUACACGGGAGGCCUGGACUCGGACCUGGGGGAGGCCAUGCUGGAGUGCGACCCUGAUGUGGACUCUGAAGUGACCGUGACAUUUCCCCGUAGGGGUCAUGUGACGCAGGACGCUCCCAUUCCCGGCUCCCCCCUCUACACCAUCAAGGCCUUCAUCCCGGCCAUCGACUCCUUUGGCUUCGAGACGGACCUGCGCACCCACACCCAGGGCCAGGCCUUCGCCCUCUCCGUCUUCCACCACUGGCAGAUUGUCCCCGGAGAUCCGCUGGACAAGAGCAUCGUGAUCCGACCCCUGGAGCCGCAGCCGGCGCCUCACCUGGCCAGGGAGUUCAUGAUCAAGACGCGGCGGCGGAAGGGUCUGAGCGAGGAUGUCAGCAUCAGCAAGUUCUUCGACGACCCCAUGUUGCUGGAGCUGGCCAAACAGGACGUGUUGCUCAACUACCCCAUGUGAACAUGGGGGGGGGGCCGGGCUGUUUUUGGCUCGUGGCUGCCAUCCCCCACCCCCCACACCCCCAAGUUCCUCUGCUUUUGAUUUAAGAAUAAUUAAGUUUAGGACGGUAUUUGGAUAGCUCUCUACAAAGGGCCAUGAGAACCUUCUCUGAUCCACAUUCUUCUGAAUUCUGUAUCGCAGGACUAAUUGCAUAUGUUGUUGGUUUCGUUUUUUUUUUUUUUUCUACAUGUGGAAACUUGAUUUGUAGAAAAUAUUGGGCAGCAGGCUUGAUUUUUUUUUUAACAAGUAAUUUCAAUGUAAUUCCUCUGAUCCUGUACAUGUUUAAAUAAAAACCAUGCCUGUUCCACCCCG
Molecule: messenger RNA, 2315 nt
Organism: Paramormyrops kingsleyae
Lineage: Eukaryota; Metazoa; Chordata; Actinopteri; Osteoglossiformes; Mormyridae
Source: RefSeq, a predicted model, not a curated record